CACACAACACAGCGCCAGCUGAGCUGAGCCAGAGCUGAGCGCACAGGCAGGUUGCUCGUCGCCAACUGGAUCAUAGAGAACUGUCUCUGAAUGUACUACCGCGAACUGAUACCUACCAGAUGGAGCAUCCGAGUAGACAUGGAGGACUCUUUAACCAUCCACGCGCAACCCCGUACAGCAAGGAAACCCAGGAAAUGUUGAAAUUGAUGAUGAAAGAGUCGAGACUUACCAACUUUCAGCAAAGAAAACUCGACAGUCAUUUCAGGAAUGGGGAAGCCCUGCCUCUGUCCUGUAAUCCAACCUCCUCUUCACCUCCUCCUCAACCAAAAGCCACGGCCGCCAAGACGGCCGCCCCGUCCCUGUCAGCAAAACCGCUGAGACGACAGGCUGAAGAUUGCAGAGCAGGAGACAACUACAAGAGGGAGAGGUUUCGUCCCAGCGCAACACGAGAUCUGGAGAAGGAGAAGAAGAGACUCCAGAAUAUCUUGGCUGGUCAGGACUGCACACCCAAACAGCCUCGAAGAGAACAGAAGAAGCCAAUUGAAGAGGAGGAGGAGAGGGACAGGUUUCAAGAAGUUCUGUGCGAGAUCGAAGAAAGGAAACAGUUCUUGGAAGAAAUGACAUCGCUUGGGAUGGGCGGUCAAUAUCAACAUAUCAUCAACACCGAGAUCUCACAGAAAAUCCGUGAGUUGGAGUUGAUCGACAAGGCUCGCAGUGCAUCAUAAAACAAAAUCCUCUUUCAGAGGACGAUGACGGAGGUGACCUCAGUGAUGACUAAACUCCUGUGUGUCCUGUGUACACUACAGUUUGUGCACUUCAAGGUCCGGUGUGUAAUUUAGUGUACUUUUACUUUUAGAAUAUAUGGUGCUGCCCAUUCACAAAUCUGUUCUUUUUCAUGAAUAUGUGCUAAGUAGAUAAACUAGUGUUUAUGGGACUGACCAGAGUAGGCCUGGCGCAAAAGAGGUAAUUCAAAAUUGUGGAUUUACACAGAAAGGAUCCUGUUAAUAAAAUAAUGACAUCAUAAUUCAACACCAAUUUUAUGUAGUGCUUUUCAGGGUACUAAAAGAUGAUUAAUGUACGAAAAGAGUAUCUUUCCAAGUUGUAGUGAAUAGUGAAGACGUCUAUGAUGGUGGUAAAUAUUUGUGAUGAAGAUGACAUUUGUGAAUGGGCACCAUAAAUUCAAGAAAUAAAACACUACUAAAAUAAUGA
This is a messenger RNA of Engraulis encrasicolus (European anchovy), 1209 nucleotides long. RefSeq names its product chromosome 1 C22orf23 homolog (gene c1h22orf23). Bases 120 to 725 code for a protein of 201 amino acids. Lineage: Eukaryota; Metazoa; Chordata; Actinopteri; Clupeiformes; Engraulidae. The record is from RefSeq and is a predicted model, not a curated record. The transcript is spliced from 7 exons.